This is a messenger RNA of Mesitornis unicolor (brown roatelo), 1203 nucleotides long. Its product is annotated as sarcosine dehydrogenase, mitochondrial-like. The transcript is spliced from 9 exons. Gene Ontology annotation, molecular function: protein binding. Gene Ontology annotation, cellular component: mitochondrion. Lineage: Eukaryota; Metazoa; Chordata; Aves; Mesitornithiformes; Mesitornithidae. The annotation marks the transcript as partial. The record is from RefSeq and is a predicted model, not a curated record.
GUCCUGGAUUAUGACUACUACGGUGCGUACGGCCGGGAGCGCCACAGGGACUACACCUACAACCGACUGCUGGGGGAUGAGUACACCUUUGACUUCCCCCCUCACCAUCACAUUAUCAAGAAUGAGUGCUUAACGUGUAGAAAUGCCCUGGCUCUCUUCGACAUGUCUUAUUUUGGGAAGUUCUACCUGGUUGGUCCUGAAGCAACGAAAGCAGCGAACUGGCUGUUCACUGCCGAUGUGAGCAAAGCACCAGGCUCGACUGUCUACACCUGCAUGCUGAACAAAAGGGGUGGCGUGGAGAGUGACAUGACCGUGAGCCGGAUCAACCCUGGGGACCCAGCCUCCCCCCUGGCCCCUAAAUUUGAAGGGGAUGGCUACUACUUGGCGAUUGGCGGGGCCGUGGCUCAGCACAACUGGUCACACAUCACCACUGUGCUGCAGGACAUGAAGCUCCAGUGCAAACUCCUCGACUGCUCAGAGGAGCUGGGCAUGAUGAGCAUCCAGGGGCCUCUGAGCCGCGUCGUCCUCCAAGAAGUCCUCGACACUGACCUCAGCAACGAGGCCUUCCCCUUCUCCACCCACAAACUCACCACGGCCGCAGGAUGCACGGUCCGUGCCAUGAGGUUGUCGUUCGUCGGUGAGAUGGGCUGGGAGCUGCACGUGCCCAAGGGGGACUGCGUGAAGGUUUACCAGGCAGUGAUGCAGGCAGGGGCCCGACACGGCAUUACCAACGCCGGCUACAGAGCCAUCGACAGCCUCAGCAUCGAGAAAGGGUACAGGCACUGGCACGCAGACCUGCGCCCCGAUGACACCCCACUAGAAGCAGGCUUGGCCUUCACCUGCAAGCUCAAAUCCAGCAUCCCAUUCCUGGGCCGGGAGGCUGUGGAGGCUCAGAAAGCCAAGGGCAUCUUCCGCCGCCUCGUCUGCUUCACCACCGAGGAAAGGGUGCCAAUGUUUGGCCUGGAGGCGAUCUGGCGGGAUGGCAAGGUGGUCGGCCACAUCCGUCGGGCAGACUUUGGGUUUGCCAUCGACAAAACCAUCGCCUAUGGCUACAUCCGUGACCCUGCGGGGGGCCCAGUCUCACUGGAUUUUGUGAAGAGCGGCAGCUACGAGCUGGAGCGGAUGGGAGUGACCUACCCUGCCCGAGCGCACACCAAGUCCCCGUUUGACCCGGACAACAAGCGAGUGAAAGGCUUUUACUGA